Molecule: messenger RNA, 1219 nt
Organism: Wyeomyia smithii (pitcher-plant mosquito)
Lineage: Eukaryota; Metazoa; Arthropoda; Insecta; Diptera; Culicidae
Product: proteasome subunit alpha type-1-like
Exons: 3
Coding region: 130-966 (278 amino acids)
Biological process (GO): ubiquitin-dependent protein catabolic process
Cellular component (GO): proteasome core complex, alpha-subunit complex; nucleus; proteasome core complex
Source: RefSeq, a predicted model, not a curated record
CGAAAUGAAACAAAUGUGACAGUUACAUGUUUGUGGUUUGUUUCUGUGCUUAAGUAUAUUUUAUUUUGCUUGUCAUUCCUGCAUUUGUUGGUUAGCGGCGACGGACAGUGAUAUUGCAACUUGUAGAAAAUGUUUCGAAAUCAAUACGAUAGCGACGUGACCGUAUGGAGCCCUCAGGGCCGGCUGCAUCAGGUCGAGUAUGCGAUGGAAGCGGUCAAGCUAGGCUCAGCCACCGUAGGUUUGAAGAACAAAGAUUAUGCGGUAUUGAUUGCUCUCAAGCGCGCGUCAUCGGAACUGUCGUCAUACCAGAAAAAAAUUAUUCCUAUUGAUGACCAUCUCGGCAUAUCUAUAGCUGGAAUUACGGCGGAUGCUAGAAUUCUCAGCCGAUAUAUGCGCCAAGAAUGCCUUAACUACAAAUAUUCGUAUGAUGAUAACUAUCCGGUAGGCCGUCUGAUUGCCAAUGUGGGCAACAAAAUGCAAGUUUGCACUCAACGAUACGAUCGGCGCCCGUAUGGUGUUGGAUUGCUGGUAGCCGGCUACGACGACCAGGGACCACAUAUCUAUCAAACCUGUCCCAGUGCUAAUUUCUUUGAUUGCAAAGCCAUGUCCAUCGGAUCUCGGUCGCAAAGUGCUCGCACCUAUUUGGAAAAGCAUUUAAACCAGUUUCCAGACUGCAGCAAGGAAGAAUUGAUUCGUCACGGUGUUCAAGCUUUACAGGACACCUUACCAAACGAAGUGGAGCUCAAUAACAAGAAUAUUUCGAUCGCUAUCGUUGGAAAGGACGAAAACUUCCACAUCCUUGGGGAGAACGAAAAUGGUCAAUACCUAACCAACAUAGUGCGUCGCGGUGGCGGAGGUUCCGGUCAGGCAGCCUCUAGCGGUGGUCAACCUCCAGCAGAUGAUGAUCAACCGCAACCCCCAAACGAACCGACGGAGCCGAUCCCAGCCGUUGCGAUGGAAACAUAAAUCGUGAAAGCACCGAGAUAAUGGAUGUGGAAUCUGCUUCGGUUAUUUGCCGUGGUCGGAAUCCAUGUUUCUUAUUGCACGAUUCCGCAAGAACACCGUUUUCAACAGGAUGGAUGUUUUACUGGGUGGGGGUUUGAAAAAGGAGAUUUCGCUUUUUUUAACUCCCACCCAAGAAGUGCGGGAUUGAGGAUUGCUGUUUAAUAAUAACAGUCGAUGAUAUUGCUUUUCACAAAUAUAUUACGAAAUUUAUUAA